UUCACUGAUACACCGCGGGGAUAAUUACGAAAAUACAAAGAACGAUGUUCAAAACUUUAAAAGCGUGAAACCGUUACAACCAUUUUUGUUAUCAUUGUUACCUGUUGCCAACUAUCUCUAAUAAAAAGGCGCUAAAUUGGACUAUUAAAAGCGACACUAUUAACAGAAAAACUACGACUACGCUACCAAUAUUGAAACUGCGCAAUGUAUGAAUAACAAGUCUAAGGAUCUGAGGGGCAAAGUUUUGAAAAUAGACUGUCGUGAAUGAGCGCUAAGCGUUGAGCUCUUAAUGAAUUUGGGGCCCUGACUUGGCCUAGAAGCCUUAAAUUAAGCAGCGAAAGCGUUUAGUUGGCAAUACAUCAAAAUAAUCGUCAAUCAAUGUCAAGAUGAUAUCAAGCAGUGGUCAAAAUAUCAAAUGCAGUCAAAGUCAAGUCACUUUUUUAACUUCGUGUUUUUUCAAACUAUGACAUUGGUUCGGUGGAAACCAUUAUAUAAAAAAAGCGUAGUAAAAAGAAGAAAGAAAAGUCACUUUCCAGCUAUUUACGCCUAUGAGUCAAAUCAAUAAUUACUUUAAUAUAAUUAAGUAUUUAGUAUUUAUAAUUAAGUAUUUAUUUAAUGAAAAAUUAAGUACAUAGGUAUUUCUAAUUAUCUUUUUUCUUUUUAAAAAAGAAAAAAUUAAUAAAGAUUAUUUUUUAAAGAGGUAGUCUCUGCCUACCCCUCCGGGAAAGAGGCGUAAUAUUAUGUAUGUAUAAAAAAGAAAAUGAUUUUCUUAGAUGCAAAUAAAAAUUUGAAUUUGACAAUGUGGACCAUGGUAUUAUAAGAAAAAAUUCUGUCAAAGUCACUGUCAACUUUGAUCAAAAUCAAAUGGCGGACGCCCCGCCAUACAGCGCAACCGCUUUGCGAUUGGGACGCGUAUUCUUCUUUCUUGAAUUUUGUAUUCUUCUCGGCGUACUAUUUAAAAGAAAAUACAUGUCCAACUUAAAAGAAAUACUACAUCUUGGUUGAUAAACAUAAAAGGCAUUGACUUUGCGAGAUUGAAAUAUAGUAUUACAAGGUCAAAAAUGAAGCCAAUACUCAAAUACUAUGCAAUACUUUUCGUGGUAUUGACGAUUUACCUGAACAUCUCUAAAUACAUCUUUGAUAAAGUCUAUGACACAAUUCAAAUAGUCAUUGAUGAAUUAUUCCAUAUCCCGCAAGGCAUAGCGUACUGUGAACGGAAUUUCACAUAUUGGGACCCAAAGAUCACAACAUUGCCUGGUCUGUAUCUGAUUUCAUCCGCAUUCAUCGGACAGCACUUCCCCUGUAAUACGUACAACCUACGCCUUGUCAACUUAGCCGCAUCAUGCAUCAAUUUGAUGUUGUUCUCGUCAAUACUUAAGUAUGUUUACGGCAACACUAAUUAUGCUAAAACGGUAUUGCAAGCGUUAAACUUGACAAUUCUGCCGCCUUUGUAUUUUUUUUCACAUGUGUAUUAUACUGAUACGUUGUCCUUAACAUUUCUACUUGCAUUCUCAAGGUUAUGUCUUGUAAACCGUUACAAAAUUUUGAUUCUCUUAUUCGGUUUGAUGAGUGUUAUGAUGAGACAAACUAAUAUAGUUUGGAUUGCCAUGGUAUUCGGUCACAAAAUUUUAGAUAUCUUCAUUAAGAGCUCCCGUGUUUUCGGUAACCAUUUCUUAAGCAGAACUAAAUUAAAUAGCCAAUCAUUAAUUGCCAAAGAUAUUGAUAAGUCUAUGCUAAAACGUUACUAUAGUCUGUCUGAUCUCUUCGUAGCGGUCAUGUAUCACAUCACUACGUGUUCCGUCACAUUUUUUAAGUACUUAACCUUACAUGAUAUGUUAGUACUAUUAACUCAUAGUAUUACAUUGACAUCUUUCGCAGUAUUCGUUUAUAAGAAUGGAUCUAUAGUUUUAGGAGAUAAAAGUGCCCACGAAGCAACAUUACAUAUACCGCAAAUGUUAUACUUUUUAAUAUUCUACGGUAUAUUCGGUUUGCCUUAUGUGUUAGCUAAAUUUUUUUCAACCAUAAAGCUGAUUUUGUCCAACAAAGUUAAGGUUAUAAUUUUUGCUUUAUUAUUUGCCGCUGUAGUUCAUUACAAUACAAUUGUACAUCCGUAUUUGCUUGCGGAUAACAGACAUUUCACGUUUUAUGUAUGGAAUCGUUGGUUCGGGAAAUAUGAUUAUGCGAAAUAUGCAACGAUUCCCGCAUACAUUUUCCUUCUAUUCAGUUUAUAUGAUAAUUUAAGACAACAAAAUUGUGUAUCCUUCUUGUUGCCUUAUACGGUUAGUUUGUUUUUAGGAUUGUGCUUGCAACAAAUGAUAGAAAUAAGAUAUUUUUUGAUUCCGUACAUCAUUUUAAGGUUAAGAUUCAAUCGACCGAGUGGUACGGUGGUUAUUUUCGAGUUUCUAUGGUAUUUGAGUAUAAACGCAGCGAUGUACUAUGUGUUCUUUAGUAAGGAAGUGAUGUGGAAGGAUUUUGAUUAUCCACAAAGAAUUAUUUGGUAAAGCUGUGUUAGGAGGAGUCACUCCAGUGUUUGGCUUUUCUAAGGACCACGGGAGGACGCAACAGCACUACAAGAUAUUAAACAAAUUAUUUAGUAAACAGAUAAUUUUUUUUUUAUCAAUUUCAAAUAAGAAGGUUCCCAAUUCGCACGAAUUGAUUUUUUUCAAUCAGCAUUUUUAUAUCAGUGUUGUUUGUAAUCAGUGCCUUGUGGUUCCUGGCACCAAUAAAAGGAAUAGGAACACUCUAUCCCUUUCCCAUAGAUGUCGUAAAAGGCGAAUAAGAACUUAUAAACUUGGGAUCUUUUUGGCGAUGGGCUAGCAACCUGUCACUAUUUGAAUCUCAAUUCUAUCAUUAAGCCAAACAGCUGAGCGUGGUCUAUAAGUCUUUUCAAGACUGUUGGCUCUGUCUACCCCACAAGGGAUAUAGACGUGACUAUAUGUAUUUUUGGAGAUUUCGAUUGUGGGAAUCGUUGCGUCUUCCCGUUGUCAAGAAAGUCAUGUAUUUAGUCACACAGAAUGUAUUGUAAGUAGGCUUUUACCAAAAUUGUUAUAAUUGGGAUGUUUCCUAGAUUCAACUGUAUUGUAUACCUACUAAGUACUAAUUCUAUCGUUAAGCCAAAUAGCUGAACGUGGCCAUUCAGUCUUUUUAAGAGCCACCAGCUCUGUCUACCCCGCAAGGGAUAUAGACGUGACCAUAUGUAAGGAUGCUAAAUCUUUCAUCUUUCAAUAUAAUAAAGAGAAAAGAUUAGUAUGUUUGUAACGAAUAAACUCAAAAACUAAUAGACUGAUUUUCACGAAAUUGGAAACUGAUAUAGAAAAGACCUUCGGGAGUAACCUAGGCUUUUCUGGAAAUUCCCACGGGAACUAAGACCAAAAUCAGAAAAAACAUUUUUGAUCCUUAAUACUACAACUGGUGAGCUAGGCUUAUGCUAAUAGCAUUCUCUAACAGUCGACAUUUAGAAAAUAGAAAACGGGUAAUACAUUAUGUAAUCUUUUUAUUAAUAACUAGUUGUGCCCGCGACUUCCCGUGGAAUAGUUAUUUUGGGCAUCAUUGAAGAAAGCCCUCAAGGAUGAAUAAUUUUCCACGUUUUUUUUCACAUUUGCCAUUAUUUCUUCGCUCCUAAUAGUUGCAGCGUGAUGUUAUAUAGAUUUUUUUUAUUUGAACCAGUAGUUACUGAGAUUAGCGCGUUCAAACAAACAAACAAACUCUUCAGCUUUAUAAAAUUAGUAUAGAUUUGAACCAACAGAACAGAACGUUCAAAAGUUUUACCUUAUAUCAGUCGUAGUAAACUUUAUUUUGAAAUUAAAAGAAAAAAAUCUCUUUAAUGGAAACAUCCCUGUUAUUGUAAGGAAUAAGAAUUUGUAGUCUUUUAUAGCUCAAAGCAGCAUUAAUUGGUAUUUAUAGAUGAUAUGUUUGUAUUGUGCCAAUACUUAUACUGAAUUCAGAGUUCACAAGGCUUCUGUUAUGUUCAGUAAGUAACCGCCUCUAAAUAUCCGCGAUUAUCUCUCGUUUCGCUGUACCGAUUUUGAUGCGGUUUUCAGGAAAGUGUUUGUUUUAGUUAGGUUUUAGAAAUUGAAUCGAUGUAAAAAAGAGGGAUAUUGAUUGGAGGCGGUUCGUUUUUUUUACAAAAGUUAUUUAUGUAAGUGUCUCAGAUACUGAGAUAUGCGUGUCUGUUUGUAAUAUCUUUAUUGCACAGAAAUUUACACAGUUACAAGAAAAUAAAUUAAUUGCAAUGGUGGACUUAUCCCAUGAAGGGAUCUCUUCCAGUCAACCAGCAAACAAUAAAGAAACUAGAUAAUUAAGUAAAACAGCGACGAGUCGAUAAGUGGCUCCUGCCUUUAGUCCCAGCCGUAUCCUCACCACUCUGGAGAAUAGCCCGGGUACGCCUUUGACCAUGGAACCUGGAUUGGGUGAGUCAGGUUUUACACGAAGCGACUCCCGUCUGACCUCCGCGACCUUUGCAGGGGAACCUAACACAUUCGGAUUAUGAUUACACGUCAAGUUUUCUGAAUGUGCAGGUUAGAUCACAAUGUUUUCCCGCGCUGUUAAUUGAAGCAAAUCUAUGUCGCGCAUGCGAGUGACCCUCAAUGAAUCACCAAUAAAAUUUAUUGUAUUUAAUAAGUAAUUUCCAAUUAUAAAUUUGUGAUAUUAUGAUUAAAUCAUUUUGUAAUACUGUUAUAGUUUAGUUUAAAAUUGAAAUGUAUGGAUUUUUUUUUAUUAUUUUGUGAAUAAAUAUGUAUGAAAUUGAAA
Amyelois transitella is the source of this 4749-nucleotide messenger RNA. Its product is annotated as putative Dol-P-Glc:Glc(2)Man(9)GlcNAc(2)-PP-Dol alpha-1,2-glucosyltransferase. Gene Ontology annotation, biological process: dolichol-linked oligosaccharide biosynthetic process; protein N-linked glycosylation. The transcript is spliced from 2 exons. NCBI's taxonomy places the organism in Eukaryota, Metazoa, Arthropoda, Insecta, Lepidoptera, Pyralidae. Gene Ontology annotation, cellular component: endoplasmic reticulum. The record is from RefSeq and is a predicted model, not a curated record. The coding region runs from base 1062 to 2501 and encodes 479 amino acids. Gene Ontology annotation, molecular function: dolichyl pyrophosphate Glc2Man9GlcNAc2 alpha-1,2-glucosyltransferase activity.